CCUUCUAACGCUGACGUCUACUUCUACUGCAGGAAAAUGGCGACGUUGACAGCAGUCAUGCAAACGAUCCGGUCUAUUUGUCCACUAUCGUCCAAAAAACGAUCUUUUAGCAUGGCCAACACAAAGUCUACAAUGCUAGGAAACGGGGUUAUUUUCUUUCUGUCGAUAUCAUUGAUGAUGCAUUCGGCAUGGGCUGACGGAAAGACCCUUGUUCUGCUGGACAAUAUGAACAUCCGAGACACCCAUUCAAUCUUCUUCCGCAGUCUGGCAGACCGAGGAUUUGAUAUAACCUUCAAGACCGCAGAUGAUUCGUCCCUUUCUCUGAUCAAAUAUGGACAGUUUCUCUACGACCAUCUAGUCAUCUUCGCCCCAUCAGUUGAGGACUUUGGUGGCAAUAUCAAUGUUGAAACCAUCACUGCCUUCAUUGAUGGUGGAGGAAAUGUCCUUGUUGCUGCCAGCUCUGAUAUUGGUGACCCACUGAGAGAGCUGGGUAGUGAGUGUGGGAUCGAGUUUGAUGAGGAGAAGACUGCUGUCAUUGAUCACCACAACUAUGAUGUGUCAGAUCCUGGUGAUCACACCUUGAUUGUUGCUGACCCAGAGAAUCUACUGAAAGCCUCCACCAUUGUUGGCAAAGCUACAGAUAAACCCAUUCUCUUUAAGGGUGUUGGUAUGGUGGCAGAUCCAGAAAACCCUCUGGUACUGGACAUCCUAACCGGCUCCUCCACUUCCUACUCCUACUUUCCUGACAGACCAAUCUCUCAGUACCCUCAUGCUGUUGGAAAGAACACGCUGCUCAUCGCCGGGCUUCAGGCCAGGAACAACGCCAGAGUCGUCUUCAGCGGGUCAAUGCUCUUCUUCAGCGACGCCUUCUUCAACUCUGCUGUGCAGAAGGCAACACCUGGCUCCCAGGGGCAUGCUCAGAAUGGGAACAUGGAGCUGGCAGAAGCCCUCUCCAGGUGGGUGUUUAAGGAGGCCGGGGUUCUGAGGGUGGGAGCUGUUUCCCAUCAUCCCGUUGGUGAAAUCAGUCCUCCGGCUGCGUACACCAUCACUGACCUUGUGGAGUACAGCGUUGUUAUUGAGAUGCUGUCUGACGGCCACUGGGUUCCCUUCGACGGCGAUGACAUUCAGCUGGAAUUUGUGAGGAUCGAUCCAUUUGUCAGGACCUACCUAAAGAAAAAUGGAGGAAAAUACAGUGUGCAGUUCAAGCUUCCAGACGUGUACGGAGUUUUCCAGUUCAAGGUGGACUACAACAGGCUAGGCUUCACACACCUGUACUCCUCCACUCAGGUAUCGGUGCGCCCUCUGCAGCACACCCAGUACGAGCGUUUCAUCCCCUCAGCCUAUCCCUACUAUGCCAGUGUCUUCUCCAUGAUGGGUGGCCUUUUUGUCUUCAGCAUAGUCUUCCUUCACAUGAAAGAAAAGGAGAAGUCCGAUUAAAGAAGAAAGAGAGAUGGGUGGAAGAAAUUAUAAAUUUGGUUUGUGGGGGGGAGAGGGUUUGAAAUCAAUCAAAGGUCUUGGUUGCUGAAAUUGAGAAAAAGACUUGGAAACCUUUUGACAGUUUAAAAUGUGACAUUGUCAUUAUUGGUUUUGGGAACACUAUGCCAAUAAUUUGCAAGUUUAACUCGUUCAGCAUUUAGAAGCUGCGACUAAGCUUUUUUUGUACUAAAAGAAAAUAAAUGCUGUUUGUGUGUAAUUAUUACUCACAGGAUCCGUGCAGUAUGAAUUCAGUCAGGAUAUGGUUGAUUUACUCAUGAGCUCAAUAUGAGGUGGUGGAGCACUUGUUUAAACUCGUUUCAAGGAUGUCAUUUGUUAAUUUUUGGAAACAAUAUGUGGUACAUGCACUGAAUAUUUUGUUGCCUGAUCAGAAUUGUUCCAAUCGGUGUUUGCUAUAUUAAGUUCCAGAAAUACAUGUAAGCCACAAUAAAAUGUUGACAUUGUACAUCCCA
Molecule: messenger RNA, 1946 nt
Organism: Hypomesus transpacificus
Lineage: Eukaryota; Metazoa; Chordata; Actinopteri; Osmeriformes; Osmeridae
Gene: ddost
Product: dolichyl-diphosphooligosaccharide--protein glycosyltransferase subunit (non-catalytic)
Exons: 11
Coding region: 37-1437 (466 amino acids)
Cellular component (GO): endoplasmic reticulum membrane; oligosaccharyltransferase complex
Source: RefSeq, a predicted model, not a curated record